Molecule: messenger RNA, 1545 nt
Organism: Oldenlandia corymbosa var. corymbosa
Lineage: Eukaryota; Viridiplantae; Streptophyta; Magnoliopsida; Gentianales; Rubiaceae
Source: the annotation of a GenBank genome assembly
AUUAUAUGUCGAUAUCGUAUUUUUCAGAGACAGAAAGAUACAAUUUUUUCAUUUAAUUUAAAUUCAAUUAAGACAUAGAAUUCAUAUAACCGCCUUCACAUGGGAUCAAUUGUUAUCUCUGUGUCAUCUGCUAAUCAGAUUGUUUCGUAUAUGUGGAAAUUACACAAUAAAUAAUUCCUACCGCCCGCCUUUUUUUCAUGUUGACAGAAUCUCCAUCUCGUUUCCUAGCGAAUCUCUAUAUUAACUAUGGCAUGUAAGAGCAAUUGUUCACUCUCUCCCCUUGGCAAAUCAUGUUAUAAUGGCACACCUAGUCCUGUUUAUAUAACAGACCUUCUUUCUUAUUCCUCUUCUUACAUUCUUCUCAUGUUCAUUCUUUCAACUUGUUAAUACCUUUUGGGUCAUUUUUUUUUUUUUUUUGGUGUGGAGGACUUGUGUUGUUUAGUCUUUGUUAGGUAGAUAUAAAGUGAGGAUAAUAAUACUUGCAGAUGUUAUUAGUCCUUCUCUCUGACCUUUCACUUUCAAAAGUUUUAGUCAUUUAGAGGACAAAAGUAUAGCACUUUGCAGCCACAUUAUUAAGGAGGGAAUUAUAGGAUUGAUUGCUGCUGCUUCAACCUUGAGGUCUAUUCUGUCCCUGGUGGUGGCUAUCUUCUCCCUAGCAUCUAUAAAUCUUCUUGAAACUCUAGCGAGUGGGGGGAUGUCAUCAGCUAAUCAAGAAAGGUAUAAUCUGUACAGCCCAGGCAGUACAGGAUGGUCAAUUCUGAAGAAUGAAGAAUUUCAAGAAGAAGAUAUUUGGGGAGUUCUUAGAAAAACCAACCAAUCAUACUCCAGUUUUGACUCCCACAACAGAGAAGAAUCAUCCUCCACCAAGUCAAAACAUCUGCCCAGCAGUGCAUCAAAAAAGAUCCCAAAACCAACAAACAGAGAACCCACCAAAAUGGCUCAACACUCUGCCCCUGUUAACAUACCAGAUUGGUCCAAGAUUUACGGAAUCCGGUCGAAAAAGCCGUCCCAAAACGCUUCAUCAUGGCUUGAUUACGAUGAUCAUGGAGAGAAUGAGUUUGAUGGGGUGAUAAACAGUUGGGACAGUGAUCAGGAUGAUGAAGAAGAAGAUGAUGAUGAGAAUUUGAUUCCACCCCAUGAAUGGAUAGCCAAGAAGCUUGCAAGAAGUCAAAUUUCUUCAUUCUCAGUGUGUGAAGGAGUUGGAAGAACACUGAAAGGUAGAGAUCUCAGCAAUGUCAGGAAUGCUGUUCUAACAAGAACAGGAUUUCUUGAAUAGAAGGAAUUUUUUGCCAAAUAAUUUUCUUAUUUGUUGAAUAUCAGAUCAGAAUUAUUAUUGAAAAAGAAAAAAAAAAACAUUGUCAUGAUGGUGAUACUGUAUCAACCAGUAUGAUUGGUAAUGUGUGUAUAAUGUUUAAUUUGUAAUGUAAUGGUGUAUAUUGUUUUUUUGGGAAGGGGUCCUCAUGAAAUCAUGGUGUCACUCAUCGUCUUAUUGCAAUUGUUGAAUUAAUUGUACAGCUUUUUUGUUUGCUGGCUUUUUCACUACCA